UUGGAUUUCAAAGAGCUUUGUCUCUCCACCCAUUUACUCGUUUCCAUUGACAGCCUCCUUGUCAUGGCGUCUGCCAAAUUGCUGGGAAAGCUACAGGCAGAUCAAAAUGCCAUUACUCAAAUGGCCGAGCUGCAUGCCAAACAAGGAGCCACCGUCCAUACGUAUUCCCGAAGACCUGUCGGAGAACCCCAUCGUUGGCUUGCUCAUCGACGGUCUCAACAGCAAUCGACAUUUAGCGGAAACAAUGAGGAACUGUCCAAACGAGACGAAGCAGACAUUAUCCGUCGCCACGAAAACGACCCAGCUUCGCUUGUUCUUCAUUUAUAUCCGACGUACUUUAAAUUCGAACAUGAAGAUGGCUUCUUUUCUUACAAGAGUCAAUUCAAGGACUUUUUAGCUUCCAUCAAAGACAAACGAUUGCCACCCGAUUUGAUGGAUGUAUUCAACGAAGCGUCUUGUCGCUACUAUGAAGGGUGCCUGAUUGUGGAAAUCCAUGACCAUCGUAAAGCGAGGAACAACUACCAUAAUGCGACGAAUGACGAAGCCAGUGCCGAUGUCGAGAUUAAACGAAUUGUAAUGCAACCGACUGCUGAAAGUAUUUGGACCGAUAUUAGCUUACUCAGUGAAGAAUGGGGGUUUCCCUGGACCGAGCAAGUAGCCCUGCAAGUAGAAGCCGAAAUCUUGUUGGCGACAGAGGAGCCUUUAUGUCUCGAUCCUUCUAUUCAAGUAGCACGGGUCAGCAAUGCCAUUGAGUUUACUACGAGUGAUCGUAAACCCAAAAAGAAACCAAAAUGGAAUUCUCUGGAGCGAGAGCAAAAGUUGGCCAAGAAGGCGGAAAAUAACAGAAUUAUGACUAUCAUGGAUUCGCGUGGCAAGCGUCCUUUCCCGUUCGAGCCCAGUUUUGGAAAGAUUUCGUUUGUACAAGAAUGGCGAUCCAAGAAACAAAAGUUGAUGGCCGAACCUAUUCCUUCCGUGGAAAUGAAAAAAGGCAAAGGACGCAAAGUCUUGGGCGAACCUAUUUUAUUGCCAGAUGGACGCAAAUGUGUACGAACCAUACGAUUUGAACGAUCCGAGGGGACCCGAAAAAUAUAUACCCUUGUCAAUCUCUAUAUUCUCAAUGGAGAAUACGACGGCGUGUUUCGCUGGGGCACGGCUUUUGAUACGAGUUUGAAUGGAGGAAACAUUGAUUUCAGGGUCGGACCAGAAUACCUGAUGGAGACGUAUGUUGUUCAUCUUAAAACCAUGUAUGGCCGAUUCAAUACAUUAGUCUGUGACAACAACCUAGCCAAUCCUGUUCCUCGUUCCCCUUCGGUUGCGGCUCGAUUGGCGGCCGCCGCAGCGGCUCAACAACAGCAAAUGAAUUUCCAGUUGCAAGCACAGAAUCUACAACAGCAUCUUCAGGCCCAACAAGCAAGGGCCAUGCAGCAAGGAAAACCCAUGACAGCUCAUCAACGCGCGUUGCUCACUCAAGCUCAGGCUCAGGCCCAAAGCCAGGCAUUAGCCCAAGCCCAGGCUCAAGCACAAGCACAAGCACAAAUGCAGCCAGGCGUAACACAAGCCCAAGCGCAAAUGCAACCACAAGUUCAGGCACAAACCACUCCUCAAACACAAGCACAGUCACAAGCACAAGCCCAAGCCCAAGCUCAGGCACAGGCUCAAGCUCAAGCUCAAGCUCAGGCUCAAGCCCAGGCGCAAGCGCAAGCCCAGGCGCAAGCUCAAGCACAAGCUCAAGCUCAGGCGCAAGCUCAGGCGCAAGCUCAGGCACAGGCUCAAGCUCAAGCUCAGGCCCAGGCUCAGGCUCAGGCUCAUAUGCAACAAAUGCAACAAGCUCAAGUACAAUCGCAGUCGCGAACAUCCACGCCUUCUCAACCCCAGCUUGGAACGCCCACCCCGCCGCACGCUCAAACUCCAGCACAGGCUGCUGCAACGUUACCACGUCAACAGCUUGCUCUUCCUGGCAAUGCUACCAUGAAACUUCCCACGACGACGCAAGCUCCAGGUCAACUGUCUGCUCAACAUAUGGCUGCAUUGCAACAACCUACCACCAUGUCACUCUCGCUUCCUCCACGCGCCAUGAACCCCAUGGCUCACAUACCUACCAGUGGCGCUCCCAACCAAGGUGUACCUACCUCCAAUCCAUUGCAUGCCAUGAAUACAGCUGGCGUAGCUCCAGGCACCGCGAAUCCCUUGUCCAAUAUACAACAAGCAGCUCUUGCCAAUGCUCUUGGUCUGGGUGGACAGCAAACGGUAUCACCUCAAGCCUCACUUCAACGUAUUCAACAGUUGGUGGCGACAGGGGCUAUACCAUUAGCUACUGCACAACAACUUGUAAGCCAACUCGCCGCUUCAAGCAAUAUUGGUCUGCUGCAAAGACAGCAAUUGGCUGCUUUACAACAACAGCAACAGCAGCAGCAACAACAGCAGCAACAGCAGCAAGCAUCCCAACAGCAACAAACGCAACAAUCACAGGGCCAACAACCUCCAACGCCGCAGCAACAACAUCAACAACCCCAAACCCCUCAACAAUCACUGAUGAACACUCAACAAUCUCCUGUGCAACAAAGAAUGAAUGCCAACAUGCAGUUACCGCAAGGCACGCCACAAUUGUCGGGAGGUCAACCAGUCAAUACUGCUGCAUCACAGUUGUUCUCGCAACUUACUCCUCAACAUCAACAACAAUUGACACAUGUGAUGAUGCGACGUAAUCAACUGAUGGCGGCCGCGGCUCAGCGAGUAAUCAGCCAGGAGCAGUUGCAACAGUAUCUACAACAACUUCACCAAAUACAGCAGGGCAUUCUCCAACAAUACCCACAACACGCGCAACAGGUGCAACAAGCACAACAACAACAAGGUCAACAAGGCCAUCAAGCACAGAUGCCGCAAGCUCAAGCACAGAUGCCGCAAGCUCAAGCUCAAGCACAGGCACAGGCUCAAGCUCAAGCACAGGCUCAAGCACAGGCUCAAGCACAAGCUCAAGCUCAAGCACGGGCGCAGGCUCAAGCACAGGCUCAAGCCCAAGCUCAAGCACAGGCCCAAGCACAGGCCCAAGCACAAGCACAAGCACAGAUGAAUCGAACGCCUCAAGUCCAAGCGCAGCAAUUACCCAAUCAGCAAACCAUGGGUGGUGUACCAGGGGCUGGCUUAAAUCUUGGAUUGAGUGCACAACAAGCACAUAUGUUACGGCAACUCAUGCUUCAACGAACUCAAAAUGCAGCGAGAGGUCGAGGUCGAGGGCAGGUUCCAUUGACGCCUCAGCAAAUGGCAGCAAUACAGGCGAUGCGUCAAAAUAGCGGGGCGUUAAGGCAAGGCGCGAGUCUUCAAGAUAUGAACAGCCUCAAUAUGAUGGCGGGAUUGAAUCGCGAACGGAUUGCCGCGGCUGCCGCGGCUGCGGCCGCAGGCAAUAACGCUGGUCUUUUAGGUACACAACAACCGCAGCAGGGAUUGCAACAAUUUCAAAUGAAUUUACAAUUUCAACAACAACAAGCGGCCGCCGCCGCCGCUGCCGCACAGCAACAACAACAACAACAACAACAACAACAACGAGGAAUGAUGGGAAUGCAGCAAUCACAAGGAAAUCCCAAUUUAGGUCCUGGUGAAACACCUUCUCAACCCAAUUGAUCCAUGCACUCGUUUUCUCAAUGUUCUCUUCUCCACAAAUGAUCUUUCUCAUCCCUCUUUCCUUAUUUAUCCAUCAAUCCCAACCUUGAAUUUUUAUUUUUAUUUUUCCUGUCAUCCUGUCGCAUCACUUUUUUUCUCUUUUAAUACAACUACUACUCUGAAUACAUAUCUCUAUUUUGUGUACUCUCUUUCUUUUUUUUUCCUUCUGAAAAAACUGAACAAUACACUCAUGACUACUUUUUUUUUCUUUACGUACACAAAAUGCAUCGUGAUGGGCGACCCUUUUUUCUGACUUUUUGAGUUUGAAUUAGGAAGUAUUUUGGCCAAAUUUGGUAAUUGUUUUCCCAAUGCAUUAUUUUAACUCAUUUCUUUUCUA
Radiomyces spectabilis is the source of this 3994-nucleotide messenger RNA. Its product is annotated as Spt20 family-domain-containing protein. The record is from RefSeq and is a predicted model, not a curated record. The transcript has 14 exons. NCBI's taxonomy places the organism in Eukaryota, Fungi, Mucoromycota, Mucoromycetes, Mucorales, Radiomycetaceae. Gene Ontology annotation, biological process: regulation of transcription by RNA polymerase II. Gene Ontology annotation, cellular component: SAGA complex. Gene Ontology annotation, molecular function: transcription coregulator activity. Bases 64 to 3618 code for a protein of 1184 amino acids.